GUCUGGGCUUCAGUAUAGCAGGCGGUGUGGGGAACCAACACGUUCCUGGAGACAACAGCAUCUACGUCACCAAGAUCAUCGAGGGCGGAGCGGCGCACCGAGACGGACGGCUACAGAUCGGGGACAAAAUACUGGCGGUGAACCACAUGUCUCUGGAGGACGUCCUGCAUGAAGACGCCGUCUCUGCUCUGAAGAACACGGGGGAGGUUGUCUACCUGAAGGUGGCCACGCCCACAUCACAGUACAUCCACCCAGCUGAUCGAUACAGCCCCCCCGACCUCACCAGCUCCUACAUGGAGCCGGACUACAUGUGUGAUUACCCACAAGCCCUCCCUCCUCCGUCUCCACGGCGAUAUUCCCCGAUCCCCCGCGGCAUGAUGGGAGAGGACGAGUACUCCCGGGACCCUCGGCGAGUGUGCGUCCAGCGCGGCUCCACCGGCCUCGGCUUCAACAUCGUUGGCGGUGAGGACGGCGAGGGAAUCUUCAUCUCCUUCAUCCUGGCAGGAGGACCAGCAGACCUCAGCGGAGAGCUCCGCAAGGGAGACCAGAUCCUCAGUGUGAACGGUGUGGAUCUCAGGUACGCCACACAUGAACAGGCAGCAGCAGCUCUGAAGAACGCUGGACAGACUGUUACCAUAGUAGCACAGUACAGACCUGAGGAGUACAGUCGCUUCGAAGCAAAGAUCCAUGACCUGAGGGAGCAGAUGAUGAACAGCUCGUCUGGAAGUCUGAGAGCCAACCGCAGCUUCUACGUGAGGGCGCUGUUCGACUACGAUAAGCAGUGGGACUGUGGCGUCCUAUCACAAGCUCUGGACUUUAACUUCGGGGAGGUGCUUCAUGUGAUGGACAGCACUGAUGAUGAGUGGUGGCAGGCCAGACGAAUCAACCAGCAGGGGGAGCUAGAGGAGCUGGGAUACGUCCCCUCUAAACACAGGGUGGAGAGGAAGGAGUGGUCACGUAUGAAGAGUAAGACUUUUCAUGGUUCAGGUCGAGAAGGUUUCGUCCACAGCUACGAGCUCGUCACUCAGAUCGAAGUGGACUACGCUCGUCCCGUCAUCAUCCUCGGCCCGACCAAAGACCGAGUCAACGACGACCUUCUGUCCGAGUUCCCCGACAAGUUUGGCUCCUGCGUCCCUCACACCACCCGUCCUCAGAGGGACUACGAGGUCGACGGGAGGGACUACCACUUUGUAUCGUCACGGGAACAGAUGGAGCGUGACAUCCAGUCCCACCGCUUCAUCGAGGCGGGCCAGUACAACAACCACCUGUACGGGACGUCGGUGCAGAGCGUCAGACAGGUGGCCGAGCAGGGGAAGCACUGCAUCCUGGACGUGUCAGCCAACGCGGUGCGGAGGCUGCAGGCAGCUCAGCUCCACCCCAUCGCCAUCUUCAUCCGACCACGAUCCCUGGAGAACAUCCUGGAUCUGAACAAGCGUCUGUCGGAGGAUCAGGCCAGGAAAGCUCUGGAUCGAGCCAUCAAACUGGAACAAGACUUCCUCGAGUGUUUCACAGCCAUCGUGCACGGCGACAGCUUCGAGGAGGUGUACCACCUGGUCAAAGCCGUCAUCGAGGAGCAGAGUGGCCCGUACAUCUGGGUCCUUACCCGCGACAGACUCUGAUUGGCUACCAGCCACUGCCAGCGACAGGAGACGGUCUCCAUGGAAACCGUCGCCAAGGAGAGCAGAUGUUUGUCUUUUUAUGGUUUUA
Molecule: messenger RNA, 1707 nt
Organism: Scomber scombrus (Atlantic mackerel)
Lineage: Eukaryota; Metazoa; Chordata; Actinopteri; Scombriformes; Scombridae
Product: disks large homolog 4-like
Exons: 13
Biological process (GO): AMPA glutamate receptor clustering; postsynaptic neurotransmitter receptor diffusion trapping; chemical synaptic transmission
Cellular component (GO): neuron projection; postsynaptic density membrane; neuromuscular junction
Molecular function (GO): protein binding
Source: RefSeq, a predicted model, not a curated record